AUGGCGUCAGAACACCAAUCCAAUACCGCAACUCUGCGGAAAUACAUGGACCUGGACCAGAAGGGCCAGAUCAUGGCCGAGUACAUCUGGGUGGACGCCGAGGGCGGCACCCGCUCCAAGUCGCGCACCCUGGCCCACAAGGACGGCGGCUACAGCCCCAAGGACCUGCCCAUCUGGAACUUUGACGGCUCCUCGACGGGGCAGGCCCCCGGCGACAACUCGGACGUCUACCUGCGGCCCGUCGCCGUCUUCCCGGACCCCUUCCGCACCGCCGGCGGCGAGAACAUCCUCGUGCUCUGCGAGACCUGGAUGAACGACGGGACCCCCAACAAGUUCAACCACCGCCACGAGGCCGCCCGCCUCAUGGAGCAGCACGCCGCCCAGGAGCCCUGGUUCGGCCUCGAGCAGGAGUACACCCUGCUCGACAUGGACAACAAGCCCUGGGGCUGGCCCAAGGGCGGCUUCCCCGCCCCGCAGGGCCCCUACUACUGCGGCGUCGGCACCGGCAAGGUCGUCCAGCGCGACAUCGUCGAGGCCCACUACAAGGCCUGCCUCUACGCCGGCAUCAAGAUCAGCGGCACCAACGCCGAGGUCAUGCCCGCCCAGUGGGAGUUCCAGGUCGGCCCCUGCGUCGGCAUCGAGAUGGGCGACCACCUCUGGGUCGCCCGCUUCCUGCUGCACCGCGUCGCCGAGGAGUUUGGCGCCAAGGUCUCCUUCGACCCCAAGCCCAUCCCGGGCGACUGGAACGGCGCCGGCCUGCACUCCAACUUCAGCACCAAGGAGAUGCGCGUCGAGGGCGGCAUGAAGGCCAUCGAGGCCGCCAUCAAGAAGCUCGAGGGCCGCCACGCCGAGCACAUUGCCGUCUACGGCGAGGGCAACGAGAAGCGCUUGACCGGCAGGCAUGAGACUGGCUCCAUCGACGCCUUCUCCUACGGUGUCGCCAACCGCGGCGCCUCCAUCAGGAUACCUCGCGAGUGCGCCGCCAAGGGCUACGGCUACUUUGAGGACCGCCGGCCCGCCUCCAACGCCGAUCCUUACCAGAUCACCGGCAUCAUCAUGGAGACUUGCUUCGGCUCCGUCGAGUAA
This is a messenger RNA of Thyridium curvatum, 1086 nucleotides long. RefSeq lists its product as uncharacterized. Gene Ontology annotation, molecular function: glutamine synthetase activity. The record is from RefSeq and is a predicted model, not a curated record. The transcript is spliced from 5 exons. The coding region runs from base 1 to 1086 and encodes 361 amino acids. Lineage: Eukaryota; Fungi; Ascomycota; Sordariomycetes; Thyridiales; Thyridiaceae. Gene Ontology annotation, cellular component: cytoplasm.